CACUUUUUUUUCAUCUCUCUUCCAAGGAGGUCGCUCGCUCGCUGGCUCGCUGACCAGGAUGCCUGAACCGGCUAAAUCUGCUCCGGUACCCAAAAAGGGCUCCAAAAAGGCCAUCACCAAGACCCAGAAGAAAGGGGACAAGAAGCGCAAGAAGAGCCGCAAGGAGAGCUACUCCAUCUAUGUCUACAAGGUGUUGAAGCAAGUCCACCCAGACACCGGCAUCUCCUCCAAGGCCAUGAGCAUCAUGAACUCCUUCGUCAACGACAUCUUUGAGCGCAUCGCUGCCGAGGCUUCCCGCUUGGCCCACUACAACAAGCGCUCCACCAUCACCUCCCGCGAGGUCCAGACGGCUGUCCGCCUCCUCCUGCCCGGAGAGCUGGCCAAACACGCCGUCUCCGAGGGUACCAAAGCCGUCACCAAAUACACCAGCUCCAAGUAGCUUCUCCACCCACCCACCCAAAAUUCCCUUUUUAUAUUGCACCAAAGGCUCUUUUAAGAGCCACCCACUUUAUCAAAUAAAAAAGAGCUGCUUCACUUGGAAAAA
This is a messenger RNA of Pantherophis guttatus, 544 nucleotides long. Its product is annotated as histone H2B 7-like. Gene Ontology annotation, molecular function: protein heterodimerization activity; structural constituent of chromatin; DNA binding. The record is from RefSeq and is a predicted model, not a curated record. Gene Ontology annotation, cellular component: nucleosome. NCBI's taxonomy places the organism in Eukaryota, Metazoa, Chordata, Lepidosauria, Squamata, Colubridae.